AUGGGCUUUCAGGUAGCACUUCUGAUACUGAGAGGGGUUAUCUCUGCUGUUGGAGUCGUGGGCAACGUAGUGUUAAUCCAAGCGCUCCUGAAGCUGCCUCGGCUUAAGACGUUCGAGAUCUUCCUGUUGGGGCUCGCGUUCUCCAACGUGGAGGAGAUCUUGAUCGUGGACAUCUACGACAUCACCAUACUUCUGCUGUCCCGGUCGCAGAUCAACGUCUGGUCGUGCCGCACGCUGAAGUUCCUCACCAUCCUCGGGGAGGUGGGCAGCAUCGCGUUCACCGUGCUCAUCAGCGUCUACCGCUACCAGAAGCUCCGAGACGCCGAGCGGCGCGCGAACAAGCCGAUCCUCAUGGACAGCACGCGCUCGGCGUACGCCUUCUGCGGCGGGAGCCUGCUGCUCGCCCUCCUCCUCGCCGCGCCCACCUACG
Messenger RNA from Clupea harengus (Atlantic herring), 430 nucleotides. It is a transcript of the gene ora6, whose product is annotated as neuropeptides B/W receptor type 1-like. The transcript has a single exon. Gene Ontology annotation, biological process: neuropeptide signaling pathway; cellular response to glucocorticoid stimulus; cellular response to estradiol stimulus. The annotation marks the transcript as partial. Gene Ontology annotation, cellular component: plasma membrane; neuron projection. The record is from RefSeq and is a predicted model, not a curated record. Gene Ontology annotation, molecular function: neuropeptide binding; somatostatin receptor activity. Lineage: Eukaryota; Metazoa; Chordata; Actinopteri; Clupeiformes; Clupeidae.